This is a messenger RNA of Pelagomonas calceolata, 1389 nucleotides long. The record is from the annotation of a GenBank genome assembly. NCBI's taxonomy places the organism in Eukaryota, Pelagophyceae, Pelagomonadales, Pelagomonadaceae.
AAAAAAAAUCCUCGAGUUUUGCUGGUAAUUGGCUAAGCGCUGCCUCUGAGCACCCACCGCUCGUCGCAGCACCUACGUGGCUUGCUGAGCCCAAUCACCAACGCGUCGCGAGGCCUUGUAUGCGUACGCUUCGCCGUAGACGCAAGAGCGCCGAAGGCGCAUAGCACCCGAACGCGGCCAAAUUGCACCGCGCGUACGCCGUCGACGCGCGCGCGCGAAGACGCAAGGACACAGAAACAACAACAGCAACAAAUGGCCGCCGUCUACGAGGGCUGGGAGUACCCGCCGCCCGACUGCUAUUCGUGCGAUCAUCGCGACAGCGAGGGCCAUUUGAGGUACAAAGGGGCGCUGCUCAAGAAGGGCGGUUCGCGAUCAGCAAAAAUAAAAACCGACCGCAACAGCGGCGACAAGACGCCGAAAUCUUCUUUCUUUGGGCGACGGAACUGGUCCGACCGCUUCUUUUACCUGGAUCUGGACAAGGGCCACUGGAGCUACUACAAGGAUGCCGGGUAUGAAAAUCUAGCCGGUGUUGUUAGACUACUCCCUCACUCGUCGAUAGUAGUACCGGAAGAGGUAAGAUUGCGAGGCAGACACGCCCCGACGGACCCCACCGAGACGCUCAACUACUUCGAGGUCCACCACACGACCGACGACGCGGGCAAGGUCCGGACGGCGCCGUUCGUGGUCCGGGCGCCCUCACCUAGGGAGUUCGAGGACUGGUUGAGAGCCUUAAGGUGGUGUCUGGCUCGCCUGAGACGGGGCUCCUUGUCCGAGGAACCUUCCGCGGGCGGCGUGUCGCGGGACUUCUACCUGAGCGGGGGCUCGGCGGCGGCGGGCCUGAGUGUGGCCUCGUCGGCGGCGGGCGUGACCCCGGAGACGCACACGGCGUCCACGACGCCGCCCCCAAAACCGGCCGCGAACUACAAGGACGAGCUCGAGGAGGCCUUGGACAACGUCCGCCUCUCCGGUCAAUCUGAAAGAAAAUCCGAGGAAGAAAGGCCCGCGUCGACGGAAUUGAGGUUGGGCUUCGACGCGCGCGCCUUUUUGGACAUGGAGUACUACUACCAGGACAUGAACGGCGCGCAGAAGGGCCCCGUCGACUUCGAGGGACUGAAGGCCGUCUGGACGCGUUCUGAAAUAGACGAGCUGUCCUAUAUCUACACCAAUAGGAAAGACGAGUGGGUCGACCUCGCCUCGCUGCCUACUCUGAUGAAGUUGCUCACAUCAAGGACGUCCGACCCGCCGCCGCCCCCGCCGCCGCCGCCCCCGCCGCCACCACCUGUCCAAGCGCGGGCGGGCGUGCCCUACGCGUCGCCGACGUCGCGGGGCCCGGCGCCGCGCGCCUUCCGGCUCUGAUUUUGUUCCCCUACCAUGUAAGACAGUUAGACA